This is a messenger RNA of Carica papaya (papaya), 3298 nucleotides long. The record is from RefSeq and is a predicted model, not a curated record. Lineage: Eukaryota; Viridiplantae; Streptophyta; Magnoliopsida; Brassicales; Caricaceae.
CUGACCCAAGGAUUCUACAGGCAGCCCCCCGCAAAUUGCAGUACUACCGUGCGGGCAGUAGUCAGUGUAAUUGGUUAAACUGUGCGUUUUGCUCCCAGCCAGACGAAACACAUUCAGAUUCACUCCAAAACGCUGCGUAGCAGUUAGAUCGGGAGCGUCGUUUCAAGCCGAUCUCGUUGAACAGAAAGAGCGAUUAAAGAGAGGGAAUUCGAGGAAGACGACGCUGAUCAAAACAAUGGAGUUCAGAGUUAGAGAUUACACCACCGAACAAGAAUCCCGCGCGCUCCUUCGCUCACCUGCAGACACUCACCCUCUUUCCUCGCCGCCUUUAUCUCAUAAUCACCAGGAGGAUGCCGUGGAACAUAGAGAUAAUGAUUUCUUUGACCCACUGAGAGGUCCAGAGACUGAUGCAGCAGUUUCUAUAGAAAACUUUGAGGACGCUUCUACCCCAACUGAAGUAGCAAAUCAUGUUUCAGUGAAGGAAUGGAUCUCUUUUAAGAGAUUUUUGAUGCAGAGGUUUCCUGUCUCCAAAAUGGUUUCAAUUUCUUCAAUGUCUGAUGUGAUAAUAAAAGGUGGAGAAGCAUAUAAGAAAUCUUCAACAAGUUUGCAUCUAGAUGAGCUGGAUGUUUCACUAAAAAUUUCGGAAGAGGGUUCCCAAGUCAUAGCUCGACAGGAAUACCUAUCACGACUUCAUGGACUUAAAGAUGAAAUAAACCGUGCUUGGCACACUGAAGAUCGUGUUACAUCUUUGAAAUUGUCUAUAAAGGUUACUAGGCUUCUGAUGGAUACAUCAGUUCUUCAAUUUUACCCUACUCUAUUCGUUCUAGUGACUGAUUUACUAGACAUGCUUGGGGAUAUGGUAUGGGAACGUAUUAAGCAGAAAGCUGAAUUUUCUCAAGAUGGAGCUCUGAUCUGCUCCUUACCUGAGAAUUUUGAAGCAAAAAAUAUUUGUACUGAUGCGAAAGAAACUUGCUAUAACUGGUUUUGCAAAGUUGGUUCGAUUAGAGAGCUUCUUCCACGCAUUUACUUGGAACUGGCAAUAUUGCCUUGCGGUAGAUUUCUACUUGACCAACCAGCAGACAGUCUACAGCGCCUGGUUAUGAUGGCAAGAGGUAUAGGAGAUCCGCUGGCAUCUGCUUAUUGUAAGCUUUAUUUGUUCUAUAGCAUGUAUAAUUUUGGUCCUAAUUUGACAGGAUAUCUCGUUACUUGUGUUAAUGAUAUCAAAGCCAUACUGAUGCGGGUUUUCUCAUCAAAAGCAACGACAUUUGGCCAUUUUACUGACAAAAGUUUGCUUGUCAGUUUGAUGGAACCAACCAUUGGAUAUAUUAUGAAAUGCCUCUUUAAGGAAGCAUCACAGGCUGCCAGUGUGCUUGUGGAUCUUGGAUUAGGAAGGAAUCAAGUUGAAUUAUUUGGAAACAUCCCAUAUGUCUCAGUUGUUCUUCAUCAUUUACUAAAAGAACUUCCAAUUGAAUUAGUCUGCUCAUAUGCUGUAGAGAUCCUUCAUGUGAUAAAAAGCAGCAAUGAUGAUUCUUUUGAUCAGUGUUUAAAUUACAGGUUACUUGGACUCAGACUGUCUGAAAUGAGAUCUCAAGUGGGCAAUGUGAAUGACAUUGUUGACGAAGUUCUUCAGGUUGUUUCUCAAUAUGACAAAUGUGAUGAGUAUCUGAAGAUUGUGGACACUUUCUUGGAUAUUGUUCUUCAGUAUGAGAUGGAUAAUCAUCUGUCCACCAUCUUAGAUGGUAUUUCAAAGCGGAUAAAAAAUGAAGAGAUUGCUGACAAUGAAUUAGCAAGGCUGCAGUCCAUUUUGGUGAAACUUCUUUCUCAUUUCAAGGACUUGGCAGAUGUAAUUGCAUUGAACCAUUUCCUUGAGAUUUUAGAUGUGAUGCAUGGGAACUGGCAGAGCAAUGCUAACAUGCAUAUACUCAACACGGUGACAAGGAAUGGCUACAUACGUGAUCCAACAAUCAUACAGUUGCUUUUUGAAGUUUCUCAAGCCCUUCAUGAUGAGAUAGAUUUUGCAAAUGUGAAAGAUGAUAAACAACGGUCAGCGCGACUUAUUUCUUGUUUUGUCCAGAUGGUUGACUAUGGGGCAGAGUGGGAACGGCAUUUAACCUUUUUAGUUGAAUGUCGAGAAGCCUUUGGUAACAUCAAUGAGCUUAAGGAAACUCUUGUUCAUUCAAGCAAUUGUUUAGCAACUAAAGCCAUGAAAAGGGGAAGUCAUAUGAAUUUUGUCAGAUCUUGCAUGGCAUUCAGUGAAGUCACAAUACCAUCUAUUUCUUCUCAUAUCAGGCAACUAAACCUAUAUAUUGAAACUGCUGAGGUUGCCCUGUUUGGCGGUUUAGUUUCUCAUUUAGAUGGGCUGUUGGAUUCUGCAAUUGAUUGCUUACAAAAUGCAUCCCCUACGGAUGCCUUGAGAUCACCAACUGAUGUGGAUGGCCUAGUGUCCUCCAUACGAAAAUUGCUCAGCCUCUUGGUUAUGGUUCCAGGAAAUCCUGACAAAGGAGUUAUGUACAUCCCAAAAGACAUACUAUCUGUCAUCCGUUCUCAAUCAUGGAUGACAGUAAGAAUGAAAACAAGGAUAUUUUGCGGCAUAGUUUUAUUAUUGGCAGCACUUUCUCAAAGGAGGCUUCCAUACCAUGCAGGUCAUGCAGAGAUUAUGGGCAAUGACUACUUGUUCUUUGGUGAUUCAUCUUAUGUCCAUGAGCUUACUUCAUUGACUGAAGUUAUUCUUCAGAACCUAGUUGAUAUGAUUGAACAAGAGCCUUCACGGGUUGUUCGUGGAAGCACGGCACUCGAAGCCUGCAAUUGCAUAGCAACGGCCCUUAAAACGAAUCACAAUGUAUCGCUAAUCUGCUCCAAAUUGAUUGAAACUGCCAAACUGUGCCUGAAUACCAAGGACAAAUAUCUGCAGUGUACCAUUAAAUUUCUAGACAGGAUGUCUGCUUCUUCUGUUGGGACACGUCCUCUAAUCCUGUGAUGCUUCGGUGAAGGUCUAUUAAGAUGUAUGCCAAGUUAGGUGAAUGUGCAGCGUGAGUUGGAGGAAUACAUUAUACAUACUACAGAAGAAGAUUGCCGAAGAAAUGUCUUUUUUUUUUUUUUUGGUUUUUAGGUCUUAUAAAUAUUCAUUUGAUUCUUUACUGUAAUAAUUCAUUAUUCUUUAUAGAAAGAUUAACUCAAGAAUUGUAAGCCUUAAUAACUUUUCAUUUCUAGGUGUAAUGCAUUGUAGUUCUCUCUCAAUCACCCCGGUGCGUAAGCUAUAGUACCUUUUCAUUUAUACAUAUAAUGCAAUUAUAGUUCU